Messenger RNA from Sander lucioperca (pikeperch), 2623 nucleotides. Its product is annotated as alpha-1,6-mannosylglycoprotein 6-beta-N-acetylglucosaminyltransferase A-like. Bases 38 to 2563 code for a protein of 841 amino acids. The record is from RefSeq and is a predicted model, not a curated record. Gene Ontology annotation, biological process: protein N-linked glycosylation. Gene Ontology annotation, molecular function: alpha-1,6-mannosylglycoprotein 6-beta-N-acetylglucosaminyltransferase activity. The transcript is spliced from 19 exons. Lineage: Eukaryota; Metazoa; Chordata; Actinopteri; Perciformes; Percidae. Gene Ontology annotation, cellular component: Golgi apparatus.
CAUACACCCAACAUCCAUCUCUAUUGCAUCAGGAAUCAUGAGAAAACCGAGAGACACACUGUGGAGAACCAUGUUUGUGCUACUGGGCAUUGGUUUCAUCUGGUGUCUAAGUUUGACAUAUUACUUCCUGAGCAAUUCGGAACAGGAGGGCAUCAGCAUGACCGGUCACAACAAACUGAGGCAGCAUGGCACAUUGAGGAUAAAAACAGCCAGGCCUGAAGAAAUAAUGAAGAGUAUUGUCAAGUUUGUGGAAGAAAUCCUCAACAUGGUGGGAUCCUCUGACGAUUUCUCUCCCCUGCCUCCCUUGAAGGACUACAAGGAAGAACUACAGUCACUCCAGAUUAAAAUGGAGGCAGAAAAAGAGAAAGGACAGCUGAGGAAUGAGAUGCUGAAGGAGCUGCGUUCUGAUAAACUCCACCUGCAGCAACAAGUGGUUCACAUGGAGAAACACCUAAAGCUACAGGCAGAAAAGGAGGAGAACAAUGUCCAACAACUCAAAUCUGUCUCUCCCCUGCCUCCCUUGAAGGACUACAAAGAAGAACUACAGUCACUCCAGAUUAAAAUGGAGGCAGAAAAAGAGAAAGGACAGCUGAGGGAUGAGAUGCUGAAGGAGCUGCGUUCUGAUAAACUCCACCUGCAGCAACAAGUGGUUCACAUGGAGAAACACCUAAAGCUACAGGCAGAGAAGGAGGAGAACAAUGUCCAACAAGUCAAAUCUGAUGACCAAAUCAAAGAGGAUGAAAAUUGCCCACUGCCACCCAUGGAUGGAUUCCCACACUGUAAGGAGAAACUGAAGUGGCUGGGGGAGAUGUGGAGGACUGACCUUUGCUACAGCAAUUAUGGGGUGAAUGGGUCUCUGUGCUCCAUCCUGAUCUACCUCAGUGAGAUAGAGUCCUGGUGUCCUGUGCUUCCAGGCCGAGUAGCUCUACUGGAAAACUCAGAGGCGGUGUCUGACCAUGUAGUGGUACGGGAAAGUCUAACAGGUCUGUAUCCAUCUCUGGAGAAGAGAGUCCAGUUUCGUUGGAUUCACCAAAGAAUUCGUAGUAUGGAAGACAUUUGGGUCAAGGCUGGACGCUCUCUGUCAGCCAAAUACAACCUCACAGAGAGGAAAGCUAAACAGAUUCUGGUGCAUCCCGGAGUAGUGACAGAUGAAUCGGGUGUUAGAAUAGCAGAGGCUGCCUUCAGUGGGGGCCCUCUUGGGGAACUAGUCCAGUGGAGUGACCUCAUCUCCACACUUCACAUCCUAGGUCACCAUCUUCACCUUACUGCCUCCAUACCCGACCUCAAGCAUUUCCUAGGGAUCAAGACAGGUGGCUGCCCAACUCAUAAAAAAGUGGAGGCAAACCUGAUCUAUACAGAUAUUAUCGGCCUUAGACAGAUUCAGGCAAUACUACAGGCAUCGUGGAUCAAAUACAGUUUUGUGAGUGUAAUUGUGUACCUGUGUCUGACAAUAAGGUGUAGGAUUCGUGUGUUGGAUACUUUCGGCACUGAGCCAGACUUCAAUCAUGUAGAUUGGGCCAAAGAGCACAACCUUAAGAGCCCAUUUGGCAGCCUGAACCUGAUUCCAAUGCAGUUCUACACCAUGUUCCCUCAUACACCAGACAACACCUUUCUGGGCUUUGUGGUGCAGCACCAGUGGAGCUCUGAAGAAACUGAGCACUUAAAGUCUACCAGAAGACAAAACCAGGCACUUGUGUAUGGCAAGAGAGCCACGUUUUGGGAGGGUAAAGGGGCAUAUAUGGAUGUUAUCCACAAGUACUUGGAGAUCCAUGGGACGGUCGAUCAAAGUGCUGGGAUUCCAGGCUAUGUGAAAAACCACGGCAUUAUCAAAGGCACCGAGGUUCAGGCCCUGUUGAGACAGAGCAAGGUUUUUGUCGGAUUGUCUUUCCCAUAUGAAGGCCCCGCCCCAUUGGAGGCCUUAGCCAAUGGCUGUGCUUUUCUGAACCCCAGGUUACACCCUCCGCAAAGUAGCCUGAACACCGAGUUCUUCAAGGGAAAGCCCAACAUCAGAGAGGUGACAUCCCAGCAUCCUUAUGCCGAGGCCAUAGGAGAGCCCUACGUAUGGAUGGUAGAUAUGCACAACUCCACAGAUGUGGAGAGAGCUCUCACUGCUAUCCUCAAUCAGACUAUUGAGCCCUACCUUCCCUAUGAGUUUUCCUGUGAAGGGAUGCUCCAGAGGGUCCACAUCCUGAUAGAAAAACAGGACUUCUGCAAUAGUACAGGGAGCUGGCCCCCACUGAGUGCACUCCAGGUUGUGAAGGCAGAGGCGAAGACUUCCUGUAAACAGGCGUGCCAGAAGAUGGGGCUGAUCUGUGAACCUGCAUUCUUUCCCCAUCUUAACAGCGCCGACAAUCUUGCCAAAUAUGGUGUAGAUUGUCAAACAUCAGAGCUUUCUGACAGUCACUUGGUGUUUCCAGCCUACAACAGCAGUAGUAAACACUGUGUGUUCCAGUCUGACCCCCUGCUCUUCAGCUGUGUGAGAUCAGACCAGUCCUUGAUUCGCAUCUGCCCCUGUAGGGACUACAUUAAGGACCAGAUAGCCUUAUGCCAGGCAUGUAUCUAACUGCUGGAUAGAAAACAAUAUGUACAUAAAUGGCAAUAAAAAUUAUUUAUGUGGGUUUUA